Molecule: messenger RNA, 405 nt
Organism: Pararge aegeria (speckled wood butterfly)
Lineage: Eukaryota; Metazoa; Arthropoda; Insecta; Lepidoptera; Nymphalidae
Exons: 2
Coding region: 33-332 (99 amino acids)
Source: RefSeq, a predicted model, not a curated record
UUCUAACUAUAUCUAUUACCUGUGACAAAAAAAUGGCGAUUGGAGUCGAUACGUCGAAAUGGAAACCUCGAAAAUUCAAAGGAACUCCAGCUGGUAAAGCCAGGAAUAUAGUUGGUUUAUGUAUUGCAAGCGUCGGUUGUCUAAUUGGUGCUUUUUAUCAAUUCUCUGAUGUAACAGUUAAUUAUAGAAAAAAACUGGACAUAUUUUACCAGGAUCCGAUAGAGGAAGUGGAAAGGAAGCUUAUGAUAGCAAGUGGACUUCCGAACAGGACGGGCGCAACUAUAAGACGGUUAAUGGAAGAAGAGGCUAGACCAGACAGGCCUGAUAAAUAAUAAAUGAAUACAGAUAAUUGUAAUACGCAGUUAUUAUAGUCUUAAGAUGUAAUAAAUUAUUUAGUUAUUUAUA